Arachis stenosperma is the source of this 4387-nucleotide messenger RNA. RefSeq names its product homeobox protein HAT3.1-like. Gene Ontology annotation, cellular component: nucleus. Gene Ontology annotation, molecular function: DNA binding; chromatin binding. The record is from RefSeq and is a predicted model, not a curated record. The transcript is spliced from 9 exons. The coding region runs from base 468 to 3875 and encodes 1135 amino acids. Lineage: Eukaryota; Viridiplantae; Streptophyta; Magnoliopsida; Fabales; Fabaceae. Gene Ontology annotation, biological process: chromatin organization; regulation of DNA-templated transcription.
UUAAAUUGAACGGAGAGUGAGAGGAAGGAGGGAAGGAGGGAAGGUGUGAACAGUGAAGUAGCUUACUAGCUUUAGCUAUAUGCGAUGGGAAGGGUGGCCCAUGUUUGAAGGACUUUAACCAAACCACCGCUUUUUUCUCUCUUUGCCGCUAUCGCUGAGAUUCAGAUUCACAAUUCACAAAACCCACCCUCCCAAAAAUAAAUAAAAUAUAAAAAUAAAAAAUAAAAAUUAGAAGAAGACAGAGCUCUCACGAAACAACACACACUUUUCUCUUUCUCUUUCUCCUUCUCCGUCUUCACCGCAUAGAAGAAUUAGAUCAAAGAACCCUUGUUUCUUUGUCCCUAUCUUCUUCAUUUCUUCCCAUUUGCUGCGCCUCCGGACAUUACGAUGUUCCUCACCGCCACAACCUUCCUUUCCUUCCUGAUUAUGUGGGUGGAUGCUGUCGGCGUGGAUAUUUCCUUGGACCAAUGCAGGGCGAACUAGAAGAAUUUACAAGCCCCAACGAAAGUGCCUCUAGAAAGAUGCAAACACCGGAUGCUGGAACAGAACAAUGUCAUUUGUCAGAGAAAACAUCUCAGGUGGGUUCCGAAUGUUUAGACAACAAGCAAGGUGUGCCUGGCAAUGUGUUAGGCAGUUCUCUUAUUGAUGACCAAGCUUCUGAGAAAAUGACCAAGAGUUCUGAGUGUUUGGACAACAAGCAGAGCAUGCCUAGUGAUGUGUUAACAAGCUCCAUGAUUGAUGAAAACUCAAACCGUGUGGCCGAGAAUCCUGAGCUUUUGGACGACAAGCAAAGCAUGCAUAGUGAUGUGUUAACCGAUUCCGUGAUUGAUGAAAAAUCAAACCAAGUUUCUGAAAAAAUGACUGAUGGUACGCAGUGUUUGGGCAACAAGAAAAACUUGCAAGGUGAAGUGUUAACCAAUUGUGUAAUUGAUGAAAAAUCAAAUGAGGUCUCUGAAAAAUUGAUCGAGGGUCCUGAGCAUUUGGCCAGCAGGCAAAGCAUGCAUAGCGAUGAUGCAUUGACCAAUUCCGUGAUUGAUGAAAAAUCAAACCAAGUUUCUGAUAAAAUGUUUGAGUGUCUUGAGCAUUUGGCCAACAAGCAAAGCAUGCAUGGUGCUGUGUUAACCAAAUCUGUGAUUGAUGAAAAGUUAAAUCAAGUUUCUGACAAAAUGACUGAGAGUCCAGAGUGUUUGGACAACAGGCAAAGCCUGCAUGGUGAUGUGCUAACCAAUUCUGCGAUUGAUGAAAAAACAAACCAAGUAUAUGAAAAAAUGACUGAGAGUCCUGAGCGUUUGGACAAGAAGCAAGGCAUGCAUGGCGAUGUGUUAAUCAAUUCUGUGAUUCGUGAAAACUCAAACCAUGUUUCUCGCAAAAUGACCGAGAGUUCUCAGUGUUUGGACAACAAGCAAAGUGUAAUUGACGAGGUGUUAACCAGUCAUGUGAUUGAUGAAAAAUCGAACCAAGUUUCAGACAAAAUGACAGAGAGUUCUCAGUGUUUACACAAUACACAAAGCAUGCCAAGCAAUGUGUUAACCAGCUCUGUUAUUGAUGAAAACUCAAACCAAGUUUCUGGAAAAAUUAUUAGGGGUGCUGUUAUUGCACUGCCUGCACAGCGCCAGCGUGAUUUGAAAAAGAGUUGUCAAACUGCAGAAGGUUCAUGCUCUCAUCGGAGUACCUCAGAACAAGACCCCUCUCAUUUGUCUAAUGACAAAUCAGAGAUCAAAUGUCAGCCUUUUUCUCAGAAUGGCCAAAAUGUGUCCGUGGAAAUAAAUAAUCCUGUAACUGGCUCUCUUGUUGAGAACCAAACGCUAUCUGUUCCAACACAAGUGAACACCACCUCUGCAAAUGGACUACAGGAUCCAGCUCCAGCAUCUGUAGAUGUGAAAAAUACUGGUUUGAAAUGUUCAAAAAGAAACUCUACAGCCACAACAUCUAUGCAGUUGAGCUGCAAGGGUAAAAAAAGCUCAAAAUUAUUAAAGAAGAAGUAUAUGCUAAGGUCAUUAGGAAGCAGUGAUAGAGCUUUGCGAUCAAGGACACGCGAAAAACCUAAACCACCUGAGUCAAAUAGCAAUUUGGUUGAUGCUAAUAAUGAUGGCGUGAAGAAUAAAAGGGGGAAGAAGAAGAACAAAAAGAGAGACGGGGAAGGAGUUAUUGAUGAAUUUUCUAGAAUAAGAGCUCGCUUAAGAUAUUUAUUGAAACGAGUUAGCUAUGAGCAGAACUUGAUUGAUGCUUAUUCUAGUGAGGGCUGGAAAGGAUACAGUUUGGAAAAGUUAAAGCCUGAAAAGGAGCUUCAACGGGCUAAGACUGAAAUACUUCGACGUAAAUUGAAAAUGAGGGAUCUCUUUCGAUAUUUGGAUUCAUUGUGUGCUGAAGGAAGGCUUCCUGAAUCUGUGUUUGAUUCUGAAGGAGAGAUUGACAGUGAGGAUAUAUUCUGUGCAAAAUGUAGUUCCAAAGAGUUGAGCACAAACAAUGAUAUAAUUCUCUGUGACGGUGCUUGUGAACGUGGAUUUCACCAGCUUUGUGUGGAUCCUCCUUUGUUAACUGAAAACAUUCCACCUGGCGAUGAGGGUUGGCUAUGCCCGGGAUGUGAUUGCAAAGAUGACUGUAUUGAACUUGUUAAUGACUCCUUAGGAACACGUCUCUCUCUUGAGGAUAGCUGGGAGAGGGUUUUUCCAGAAGCAGCUGCAGUUGAUGCAUUCAAUGUGGAUCACAACUCAGGACUUCCUUCUGAUGAUUCUGAUGAUGAUGAUUAUGAUCCUGAUGUUAAAGAAGAUGUGGAGGCUGAAGGGGGUGAAUCAAGUUCUGAUGAAUCUGAGUAUGCUUCUGCUUCUGAGAAAUUGGAGGAUUCAGGCCAUGAGGAUCAGUACAUGGGCCUUCCUUCUGAAGAUUCUGAGGAUGAUGAUUAUAAUCCUGAUGCUCCAGAUCAAGACAUGAAAGUUGCAGAGGAAAGUUCGAGCUCUGAUUUCACAUCUGAUUCUGAGGAUCUUGCUGCUACAAUUAAUGAUAAUAUGCCCCCAGGACACGGUGAAGAUAUCACAUCUGCAUCAUUGGAUGGUGCAAAGAAGUUUAAAGGAUCCAGCAAAACAAGUAAAGUUGGUAAGAAGCCAUCUAUAACUGAUGAAUUGUCAUCUUUACUAGAGGCAGAUCCUGGCCAAGAGAGUUACACUCCUGUUUCGGGGAAAAGAAAUGUGGAAAGGUUGGACUACAAAAAGCUGUAUGAUGAGACAUACAAAAGUGAUACUAGUGAUGAUGAUGAAGACUGGAAUGCUACUGCUACCCCAACUAGGAAGAAGAAUGUCACUGGUAAAUUGACUCCAGUGUCACCAAAUAGAAAAGCCUCAAAUAAUUCUACACAUACUCUGAGAAGUGACGGUAAAGCUGAAAAAACAAAUAACUCAGCUGCUAAAUCACUUGAAGGCUCUGGAAAAUCAGGUUCCGGGGAGAAAAAACUAAGAUCUUCAACAUACAACAGACUUGGAGAUGUUGCAAUUGAGAGACUUUACAAAUCUUUCAAAGAGAAUCAGUAUCCAGAUCGGACCACAAAAGAAAGCUUGGCACAAGAAACAGGACUCACACUUCAGCAGGUAAGUAAAUGGUUUGACAACACCAGAUGGAGCUUUAGGCAUUCAUCCCAUAAGGAACCCAGGACAGGUGAAAAUGCUUUGGCGCAGACCACUGAUAACAUAUCUGAAAAUGAGGUGGCACCUGCUGGAGAGAACAGGGACAGUGAAUUAUUCCCCCAAGAUGUCACCGGAGAAAACUCAAAAACCCCAAGCUCUAAAAAGAGGAAGGGUAUGUCUGAACCCCUGGCAUCUGAGUCUCCUCAGAAUGCUGAUAAAGCAUCAAGUCAUAAAAUGAAGACAAGGAAAAGAAAAUGACACAUUGUUGAUGACUGAAGCUUAAUAUCUUUCAAAGCAGCCAAAUUAAGGUAUCCAACCUGUUGUGCGAUUUAAGUCUCUAAGAUGAUCAACUUUGGAUCUUGUGGAUUUGAAUGUGUGCCAUUUGUAAUCUUAGAAAAAUAGUUUUUUAGAUGUCCAUCCUAGCAGAUUUAGUUUUAGCUUUUCCCCUCAUGCGAAUUGCAAACACUCAAUAGUUGCCCUGUACCCUUUUUAAUAUUAUUUUUUUUAGGAUCAUUUUCAUUUACAGAGACCCCAUUCCUUCAUUUUUUGAGGGUUGUAUGCCAACAAGACAAAACGCCAAAGUAGAAGAUGAAUAUUAGGGGAGAUCUUUUUUCUUUAAACAUUAGAAUUCAAUUUUCAUCAUUCUAUUGAGAUGUAGGCAAUAGUAACAGCUUAUAGCAGCUAGUGUUUUAUUAUACAUUACAACUUACAACUUACAAGUUGCACAACAUGCAACACUCGUCUUGCUAUUUGAGGGUUAUAUUCUAUCA